AUGUCUCGAACUAUCUCCUCAACCGUUGCCCCUCGCCUGAAUCCCAUAUCAUUCCUGCGCCGAGAUCUGUCUACUAAUGUCACCAAUGCCUCAACAAGGGCGGUAUCUGGAAAGAGCACAAGAAAAGGGCCUUUAACACAACCUUCAAUGACUUCAUUAGUGUUUGGUCCUCCUCGCCGAGGGAACAAUUCAAGCUCGAGUAAGCAAUAUCGACAUUUCUCGACGACUUCCCCACUCGCCAACCAAAACAUGCUGGCCCACGCCGAACGCACUGCGAACAAUAACCCUACAAGUGCCACUGCCCAGAACGCUUUCUAUUCCGCUCUCCUUCGCGCAAACAUGCCCAAGCUCGUUAUCGAAAGAUAUCAGUCGGGUCGAUAUGCCACCAACCCAGCCGCCGAUGCGGCCUACCUCAAGGCUUUGCAGAUGACCGGCUCGGUUCCUGCUCCAGGCACGCCCGGCUCAAACGCCGCAGGCUCACAAGGUAACGGGUUGGGUGCUGACAAGUUACGAGCCGUCGGUCAGGCGGUCGCCGGACAGAAUUACGGUGGGCAAGUGAUAAUGCCUAGCAACAAAUCCGGUACCGGGGCGAAAGAAGCGCCGCUUUACGUGGUGGUGGAAGAAUCAUGGGGCGCUACCAUUCUGAAGUGGGUCCGAACGUUCCUGUGGGUUGGCUUGUCUGGCUAUUUCCUCCUGGUAGUCCUGACCAUGGUUGUGGAAAUGACUGGGAGUUUUCGGACGAGGGUCGGCCAAAACAACGAGGUACAACCCCAGCAUCAGACCGUCCGUUUCAGCGAUGUGCAUGGCUGCGAUGAGGCCAAAGAGGAACUCCAAGAGCUGGUCGAAUUCCUAAAGAACCCAGACAAGUUCAAUCAACUAGGAGGCAAGCCUCCGAAGGGUGUUCUUUUGGUGGGUCCACCUGGUACUGGCAAAACCAUGCUUGCUCGGGCUGUUGCCGGUGAGGCUGGCGUACCUGUUUUCUACAUGUCCGGCUCCGAGUUUGACGAACUGUAUGUCGGUGUCGGUGCCAAACGCGUGCGGGACCUCUUCACUCAGGCGCGGAACAAGGCGCCCUCGAUCAUCUUCAUCGACGAACUCGACGCUGUUGGCGGCAAAAGGAACGCACGUGAUCCUGCCUAUGCGAAACAGACACUCAAUCAGCUCUUGACCGAGUUGGAUGGAUUCAGUCCAAGCACCGGUGUCAUUCUCAUCGCAGCGACCAACUAUCCCGAGUCUUUGGACAAGGCGCUCAUUCGACCUGGUCGAUUUGAUCGACAUGUCAACGUGCCCCUACCUGAUGUUCGCGGGCGAAUCCAGAUCUUGAAGCAUCACAUGAGGAAUAUGCCCAUUGCUGCCGAUGUGGACGCCACCAACCUUGCACGUGCUACAAGUGGUAUGUCUGGUGCCGACCUGGAGAAUCUUUGCAACCAAGCUGCGGUCCAUGCGUCACGACUCAAGUACAAGAAAAUCACCGCCAUGAACUUUGAGUGGGCCAAAGACAAGAUCAUGAUGGGGGCUGAAGCCAAGUCCCGCAUGAUUCGAGAAAAGGACAAGAUCCAAACAGCGUACCACGAGGCUGGCCACACGUUGGUCAACUUGUUUACUCCCGCCAGCAACCAGUUGUACAAAGUGACCAUCAUCCCCCGUGGCCAAGCGCUUGGUGUCACUCACUUCCUCCCCGAAAUGGACGAGGUCAGCAGGGGCUACGAUCAGUUCAUCGCGUCGAUCGAUGUAUCGAUGGGUGGCCGAGCGGCUGAGGAAUUGAUCUAUGGUCCCAACAAGGUGACAAGCGGUAUCUCGCAUGAUGUUCAGCAAGCCACUCGGACCGCGUUUUAUCUUGUCACGCAGUGUGGGUACUCGGCCAAACUGGGAAACGUCGAUCUUGCUUCCGACUACGACAAACUUUCAAGCGAGACCAAGCAGGAAAUCGAACACGAGGUGCGACAAAUCGUGGAAGGCGGCCGAGAACGUGCCGAUCGAAUUGUCAAAGAGAAGCGCAAAGAACUUGAAGCCUUAAAAGACGCGCUCCUGGAAUACGAAACACUGGACAGGGAAGAGAUCAUGAAGAUUCUACGCGGAGAGAAGUUGAAAAAGAUUGAGGUUGAGCUGCGUGAGGAUGACGACACAGACAAUGGGGAUAAUGGACGAGGAAACAAGUCACAGCCCAAGAAGGAUAAAGAAGUUGGUCCCAAGGGCAGCUUGGGGAUCAAACUUCCCGAUGUGCUGCUGCCACCCGGAACGGGUGGGAGAGGAGGAGAGAAGGAAGGGGUUUCACGGGUCAGUGAUAGAUGA
Molecule: messenger RNA, 2292 nt
Organism: Fonsecaea multimorphosa CBS 102226
Lineage: Eukaryota; Fungi; Ascomycota; Eurotiomycetes; Chaetothyriales; Herpotrichiellaceae
Exons: 1
Coding region: 1-2292 (763 amino acids)
Biological process (GO): mitochondrion organization; protein quality control for misfolded or incompletely synthesized proteins
Cellular component (GO): mitochondrial inner membrane
Molecular function (GO): ATP-dependent peptidase activity; ATP hydrolysis activity; metalloendopeptidase activity
Source: RefSeq, a predicted model, not a curated record